Molecule: messenger RNA, 1495 nt
Organism: Plectropomus leopardus (leopard coralgrouper)
Lineage: Eukaryota; Metazoa; Chordata; Actinopteri; Perciformes; Serranidae
Product: UAP56-interacting factor-like
Biological process (GO): mRNA export from nucleus
Cellular component (GO): nuclear speck
Molecular function (GO): mRNA binding
Source: RefSeq, a predicted model, not a curated record
UCGGGGGCGGUUCAUGUCUGUUGUAGCGUAGCCUCAACAGGGACGAACAGCUAGCACGGCUGCUAACUACUAUUGUAUCUUUCUUUUUACGCGGGGCUCUUUUUGGUGGUUUUCAAGUAUGAACAAGGGUGAUUUUAUAUCCGGUCGCGGGAAAACACCAGCAGUCCUCGACAAAGUCGACAUGUCAUUGGAUGACAUCAUUCGGUUGAACAAGAAAGAGCAGCAGUUAAAAAGGAAACAGACCACCGUGAACCGCCGACCAGUGAAGAAGAAAGGCCGUUUGACCCAGGGAAAGGGACCCUCAUCAAGAACAGCUGGGGCUUUCCAGAGAGGAGGUGGCGUGCCCCGAGGAGGAGCAACGAAAUUAAGAAACAGAAGAGUCCCUCCCGCACCUGGUCGACGACGGGGUCAAGGGGUUAUCACAGGACUGGCAGCCAGGCGGCCAGCUGCACUGCUCAAACGAGCUGGCACACUGAACAGAGCAGCAGUCAACCAGAAAACAAGACCCAAAACAAAGCCCUUCAUUCAACGCACUGAAGCCCUGUACAGGAAGCCUGAGCUACAGAGGCGGCCGUACAGGCAGCCCGAUCCACAGCGAGGCCAGAAUGCAACAGCAGUCAGGAGACCAUUUCAGCUGCGACGGCGACCACUACCGCCCAUCCAGCAGACUCAGAGGGAUGCCCGCCAGGCCACUUUUCUUUUUCACAGAGGACUCAAGGUACAGGCCCAGGUGCAAAAGCCAAAUCCUCACAGUCCUCCGGUCCGAACUCGGCAGUGGCGCACAUCGACAAGCAGCAAUGGGAUCUUGACUGUUUCCAUAGACAACCCCACAGCCAGGACUCAGCCCGAGCCUCCCACUGCUUGGACUCUGCAUCCCCCAGCUGCCGUCUCUGCUCCCGUCAAGGUGGAUAUGGCAGAGAAGAAAAUACCAAAAGGAGUGCCUCUGCAGUUUGACAUCAACAGUGUGGGGAAGCCGCAAACAUCUAUCACCCUGAAUGAGCGAUUCCGCAUCCUAAAAGAUAGACGCACCGCCACAGCACAAAGCAGCAAAGGCAGCCGAUUUGUUACUGUGGGUUAGCCGGCAAGAACAACAUGUCAGGUAAUGCUCAGAAGCCCUUUUGUCCUGCUCAGACCCACACAGUGAACCCCACCUUUCUGACGAAUGGGACGUGCUGACCCAGUGACUGACUUUACUAACGGGAGGGAGGGUAACAGCGGGACGCGAGUACGACAUGCACAAGUGCUCCACUAUGAGAGCUCAAGUGUGCAAGUGUCAAUGGAAGAGUUUGUUUGAAAUAAGUUCCCAUUCAUUGUCGAUAUCAUUGUACUCCGCUGUUGUAUUGUGGGUGUCCUUUACUUGGAAGAAAGGAGCUUUUUUCCACUUUGGACUGGAGCUGCUCAUGAAGACUGUUGGGAAGUAAGGGUGGCAAGUUUGUUCUCAAAAUCUUAUUUUGAGAAUUGUUUUGUAAUGUUUCUUCAAAUAAAUGAGUUUUUC